GGCGCUUAACCUCAUUGGGGUGGAGGAGAAGGCGGCGGCUGUCUGGUCUGCAGCGGCAACAGUAGCGAAUAAUACGGCGAAUGGACUGCUGAAUUAUGAAGAAUUUCAGACCCAAUAGUAGAACCUCACUCAGCUACUCACUCCUUUAUCUCCUACUAGUUAUUUAAAUUGGACUUUUAAUAUCCUACCAGCUGCUCUUCAGACACACAUGGUGCAUUGUUGCCAUUCCCCAGAUUGCAUCUUUGAAACACAGGCUCUUAGUAACUUUCAGCAAACAAAGAGGCAGCCUCCUGGGUACGUUUCCUGGGAGGGUGUCACCCUGACUGCCCUCUAGCUUCUGCUGGAUCUGGAUUUGAAUUCCACCAUGGAGCCUCGCAUGGAGUCCUGCCUGGCACAGGUGUUGCAGAAGGAUGUGGGGAAACGACUGCAGGUUGGCCAAGAACUUAUAGACUAUUUCUCAGACAAACAGAAGUCUGCUGACCUUGAACAUGACCAGACCAUGUUAGAUAAACUUGUGGAUGGGCUUGCUACCUCUUGGGUGAACUCUAGCAAUUACAAGGUGGUUCUUCUCGGCAUGGACAUCCUGUCCGCGCUGGUCACCCGGCUGCAGGAUCGGUUCAAGGCGCAGAUUGGCACAGUGCUGCCAAGUUUAAUAGACAGACUGGGAGAUGCUAAAGACUCUGUGCGAGAGCAAGACCAAACUCUGCUGCUGAAGAUCAUGGAUCAAGCUGCUAAUCCCCAGUACGUGUGGGACCGAAUGCUGGGAGGCUUCAAGCACAAGAAUUUCCGGACUCGGGAAGGCACAUGCCUCUGCCUUGUUGCCACACUCAAUGCCUCUGGAGCGCAUACUUUAACACUAAGCAAGAUUGUGCCACAUAUAUGUAACUUACUUGGAGAUCCAAACAGCCAGGUUCGAGAUGCAGCAAUAAACAGCUUAGUGGAAAUUUACAGACAUGUAGGAGAACGUGUGAGGGCAGAUCUCAGUAAAAAAGGAUUGCCACAAUCCCGGUUGAAUGUAAUUUUUACAAAAUUUGAUGAAGUCCAAAAAUCUGGAAACAUGAUACAAUCAGCAAACGAUAAAAAUUUUGAUGAUGAAGAUUCUGUGGAUGGUAAUAGACCUUCCUCUGCUAGUUCUACAUCAUCCAAAGCUCCACCCAGCUCACGGAGAAACGUUGGAAUGGGGACCACCCGCCGGCUUGGAUCAUCCACCCUUGGAUCCAAGUCUUCAGCUGCAAAAGAAGGAGCGGGUGCUGUUGAUGAGGAGGACUUUAUUAAAGCAUUUGAUGAUGUACCUGUAGUGCAGAUUUAUUCCAGCCGAGACCUUGAGGAAUCCAUAAACAAGAUUAGGGAAAUAUUAUCUGAUGACAAGCAUGAUUGGGAGCAAAGAGUAAAUGCUCUUAAAAAGAUUAGAUCUUUACUUUUGGCUGGUGCUGCUGAGUAUGAUAACUUCUUUCAACAUUUGCGUCUUCUGGAUGGAGCCUUUAAAUUAUCUGCUAAGGACCUGCGGUCUCAGGUAGUGCGGGAGGCUUGUAUCACGCUGGGGCAUCUGUCAUCAGUUCUGGGAAAUAAGUUUGACCAUGGAGCUGAAGCCAUUAUGCCAACCAUCUUUAAUUUAAUUCCAAAUAGUGCCAAAAUUAUGGCCACUUCUGGUGUUGUAGCUGUUAGGUUAAUCAUUCGGCACACACACAUCCCUAGGCUAAUACCUGUCAUAACAAGCAACUGUACCUCUAAGUCUGUUGCAGUUAGAAGACGCUGCUUUGAAUUUUUAGAUUUACUUUUACAAGAGUGGCAGACACAUUCACUGGAACGACAUAUAUCAGUAUUAGCCGAAACAAUAAAGAAGGGAAUACAUGAUGCAGAUUCCGAAGCAAGGAUAGAAGCCAGAAAGUGCUACUGGGGUUUUCACAGUCACUUCAGCAGAGAAGCAGAGCACUUGUACCACACCCUCGAGUCAUCCUACCAGAAAGCCCUACAGUCCCACCUAAAGAACUCGGACAGCAUCGUAUCGCUGCCGCAGUCCGACCGCUCAUCCUCAAGCUCUCAGGAGAGUCUGAACCGGCCACUCUCUGCCAAAAGAAGUCCUACUGGAAGCACCACCUCUAGAGCUUCUACAGUUAGUACCAAAUCUGUGUCAACGACUGGAUCCCUCCAGCGAUCUCGAAGUGAUAUUGAUGUGAACGCAGCAGCCAGUGCCAAGUCCAAGGUGUCCUCAGCCUCGGGUACUACGCCUUUCAGCUCUGCAGCAGCCUUGCCUCCGGGGUCAUAUGCAUCCUUAGAAUCCAGACACGUGAGGGAAGAUACGGAGUCCGUAGGCCUUGAAGCAGGUCGGAUCCGCACAAGACGUCAGAGUUCCGGGAGUGCCACCAACGUCGCUACCACCCCGGACAAUCGAGGCCGCAGUCGCGCCAAAGUGGUUUCACAGUCCCAGCCUGGCAGCCGGUCAAGUUCCCCAGGGAAACUGUUGGGAAGUGGUUAUGGAGGCCUUGCUGGGGGUUCGUCAAGAGGCCCACCUGUGACCCCCUCUUCAGAAAAACGAAGCAAGAUUCCCAGGAGUCAGGGAUGUAGCCGAGAAACAAGUCCAAACCGAAUAGGAUUAGACCGGUUUGGGCUUGGCCAGGCAGGAAGAAUACCUGGCUCUGUGAACGCCAUGCGAGUUUUGAGCACGAGUACAGACCUUGAAGCUGCCGUUGCUGAUGCUUUGCUGUUAGGAGACUCCAGGAGCAAGAAGAAGCCUGUGAGGAGGAGGUACGAGCCGUAUGGGAUGUAUUCUGAUGACGACGCCAACAGUGAUGCCUCGAGUGUCUGCUCUGAGCGCUCCUAUGGCUCUAGGAAUGGUGGCAUUCCCCAUUAUCUGCGGCAGACAGAGGACGUGGCAGAAGUUCUCAACCACUGUGCCAGUUCCAACUGGUCAGAAAGGAAAGAAGGGCUUCUAGGCCUGCAGAACCUACUGAAGAGCCAAAGAACACUGAGUCGAGUAGAAUUGAAAAGGUUGUGUGAGAUCUUCACCCGAAUGUUUGCUGACCCUCACAGCAAGGUUUUCAGUAUGUUUUUGGAGACUCUUGUGGAUUUUAUAAUAAUUCACAAGGAUGACUUACAAGACUGGCUUUUUGUUCUUCUCACACAAUUACUUAAGAAAAUGGGAGCAGAUUUACUUGGAUCUGUGCAAGCAAAAGUUCAGAAGGCUCUAGAUGUCACGAGGGACUCCUUUCCAUUUGAUCAACAAUUUAACAUUUUGAUGAGAUUUAUUGUGGAUCAAACUCAAACUCCUAACCUCAAGGUCAAAGUUGCAAUCCUGAAGUACAUUGAGUCCCUCGCUCGGCAGAUGGAUCCAACAGACUUUGUAAACUCUAGUGAGACGAGGCUUGCUGUAUCUAGAAUUAUAACCUGGACGACAGAACCAAAGAGUUCAGACGUGAGAAAGGCAGCACAAAUUGUGCUCAUCUCUCUGUUUGAAUUGAACACUCCUGAAUUUACCAUGUUACUUGGUGCCUUGCCAAAAACAUUCCAGGAUGGUGCCACCAAACUCCUGCAUAACCACCUCAAGAAUGCUAGCAACACCAGUGUGGGCUCUCCGAGCAAUACAAUUGGCCGGACUCCCUCCCGACACACCAGCAGCAGGACCAGCCCCUUGACCUCACCCACCAACUGUUCCCAUGGGGGCCUAUCUCCCAGCAUGCUGGAGUAUGAUACAGAGAACCUGAACUCUGAAGAAAUUUAUAGUUCUCUGCGUGGAGUUACAGAAGCCAUUGAAAAGUUUAGUUUUCGAAGUCAAGAGGAUCUGAACGAGCCAAUUAAAAGAGAUGGCAAGAAGGACUGUGAUACUGUGUCCCGCGAUGGUGGAGUUGCCUCGCCUGCCACUGAGGGUCGGGGAGGCAGCGAUGUGGUGGAAGGAGGCAGAACGGCUCUGGAUAACAAGACAUCCCUCCUCAACACCCAGCCUCCACGUGCCUUCCCGGGGCCGCGAGUGCGAGACUAUAAUCCCUAUCCCUACUCCGACACCAUCAACACCUAUGACAAGACAGCCCUGAAGGAGGCCGUGUUUGAUGAUGACAUGGAGCAGCUUCGAGAUGUGCCCAUUGACCAUUCUGACUUGGUGGCCGACCUCCUGAAAGAGCUGUCCAACCACAACGAGCGGGUAGAGGAACGGAAAGGCGCCCUGCUGGAGCUGCUCAAGAUCACCCGGGAAGACAGCCUGGGCGUCUGGGAGGAACAUUUCAAGACCAUUCUGCUCCUGCUGCUGGAGACGCUCGGGGAUAAAGAUCAUUCCAUCCGAGCACUAGCACUGAGAGUUUUACGGGAAAUUCUGAGAAACCAGCCAGCAAGAUUUAAAAACUACGCCGAGCUGACCAUUAUGAAGACUCUGGAAGCCCAUAAAGAUUCCCAUAAGGAGGUGGUGAGAGCUGCCGAAGAGGCGGCAUCCACACUGGCCAGCUCCAUCCACCCAGAGCAGUGCAUCAAAGUCCUCUGCCCCAUCAUCCAGACCGCCGACUACCCCAUCAACCUCGCUGCCAUCAAGAUGCAGACCAAAGUCGUUGAGAGGAUCGCCAAGGAGUCCUUGCUACAGCUCCUUGCCGACAUCAUCCCGGGCUUGCUACAGGGUUAUGACAACACCGAAAGUAGUGUGCGUAAGGCCAGCGUGUUUUGCUUAGUGGCAAUUUAUUCCGUAAUUGGAGAAGAGCUGAAACCUCACCUUGCCCAGCUCACAGGGAGCAAGAUGAAGCUACUAAACUUAUAUAUAAAGAGGGCCCAAACCACGAACAGCAACAGUAGCUCCUCCUCUGAUGUGUCCACACACAGCUAAUGGCGCGCCAGAGUCUCUUCGUGUAGCCCUAGAAGCAAUCGGUGGUGCCUCUCAGAGACCUUCCCCCACCUUCCCCCUCAUCGGCUGCCCAGUCAGUACAAGGAGGCCCGCAAAUAUUUAUUACAAUCAGUAUUUUGGUCCCUUCCAGCUUUUGUGUAGAAUCUUACUGGUAUUGAAUGUAAAGGAAGCAAGGCCUGUAUUGCAGUCUUCAUACAAAACGAAUGGAAAAAGAAAAGAGCCAUACUUAAACACGUCUUGUACAGCCUGCUGAGACCAUAAAACCAUGUGUGUGGGGUGCAGUUUUAAAAAAUCAGAGCUCUCUAGCCAAUACUUGGUAGAAAGUAGCAUUUUCUCUUAGUUAAUCACAUUUGAGGACGGUCUGUUAAUUUGUGCUUCUCUCUCGUCUUCGCUUACUUCCUCCUGGAUUUGGCUUAUGAUGCCAGGAAAGGAUCAUCCGUCUUUCAGUUGUAUCGUGAGACCUACUAAGAACAGGAGUCAAGUCUUGGCAAGAAGAGAAAAGCCUGGAGAUGGUUUUGUAACAGCUGCAUGGGAUUUUGCUUGUACACUAUGUAGACUGGAGGCCCAGGGCCCCCUCUGCAGGCUCCUUCCAGGACGGGCUCCCCACCCCUCCAAACGCUCCGCUCAUGCUGGCCCCACCUGCAGCUUCCAGUUGAAAGAAUUCUUUCAUUUAAACCCAAACACAAAAAUCAAGGUAAAUCUGUAGCGUCCACUCAUGGGUGCCUAACAUGGCCCUUAAUGAAGCAUGGAAGGUACGAGAGGAAGUGUGUGUGUGUGUGUGUGUGUGUGUUCACGUGCGCGUGUUGCACUAGUCAGAUCUUGGGCAGACACUAUGCAGACAGGGCCUCUGCCACCCCCCAGCGCUUGGUGGUUUGGAUUUCCAGAUUUAGCACCGUCUGUCUUCCUCCCACCCCCAGCCUCUGCCUAAGCUGCUCCAUUCUGGAACGUUCUUAGUCUGGUCAGUGGCAGCUCUGCCAUCCUGGUCUUGACUUCUUGGUUUCAUUUGGGAUUAAGAUCGAAGAAAAGUCCAGAGAGACCAGGUAUCAGAGUUUUUUUUUUUUUUUUUUUAAUUGUAUAGACAGAAGUACUUCCUGGCUCAUCGGUUGAAAUAGUCUUUGUUUAAGAUAAAAGUAAUUUGGCGGCCGGCAAAUUACAGAGAAGCAGGACCUGGAACCCAGUUUUAAAAUCUGUUUCCUUUUCUCCAAUGAGAAAGUACCAGAGAAACUACCCUUCUCAAAAAUUUUUCUCAAGGGUUUGAUUGUUCAGUAAAAGGAACUAUAGAUUUGGAAUCUGGUUAAAUACAUUUUGAACAAAAUUCUUAAGGCCAAAUGGAAAUCCUUGAUGCCAUCACAAAGCCUUCUAUCCUCUCUCUCCCUGGAACUGGUUUUUCCCUCAGGAAAAUGCCUCUCCUGGUGGUAUUUUUUAAGGAGGUCUUUGCUGUCCUGAUGCAGAAUUCUCUGCAGCCCGCAGCACAGUGGCAGAGACUGGGACGGCGUCCGCUGACCUCCGCGGAGCCCUCUGCCCCCAGCCUCCAGCAUGUAUUGGAAGUUGUAACACUAGCGCGCAUCGCUCAGUUUCCUUUGGAAUUUAGUUUCAAUACUUUAUUUGGAACUAGGCACUGAAAUUGAAGGUUCAGGAACAGUGAAGCUAGGGUGCCUUCACUGAGAGAGAGAGUGAGUGUGUGUGUGUGUGUGUGUGUGUAUCGGGGUAUCUUGCACAUGGAGGGAAGUACCCCACUGCUGCUGUCAAAGGAACUUCAGGGGUGCAUUUUAAGUGGUUGAAUAUUAUUGACUUAUUUUUGGCUCAGAACAUAGCAGGACCAGGCCUUACUUUCAUUGAUAAAUACCGUUUGUUAAUAUUUCACUAAUGAGAUUUCAUUUUUACACUCGACAAGUGAGUCAGGGCACCUUUUGAUUCCUCCUCUGUUGUAGAAACGUGCACUCUGGCUAGGUUAUUUAUGAGUUCUUUUACAAAACCUGACCCGUUUGGAAAGACCUUUCUCCUUGACCUCUCGGACUCCGUGGCCUCACGGUCCCCCACUGCCUGCAGUUGGGAAGAAUCUUGAACAUUGCUGAAUGUCCUCAUAGUACUCACAAAGGGCUAGCCUUGAAUGUCACUCCCCCAACCUUCAAUCUCCCGACCUAGAGAGAGAUACAAUCACUGACAGGUCUCUUGGCCUCAAUCAAAACCGCUGCCCUCACCGGGGAGACUCGCAUGCCACCACCACCUCACGGGGAGGGAGCCGCACCCACCGCCGCUGCCACCCUCCGAAUCCGAAUCUGGACAGCAGCCGCUGCCUCGCCUUGCCGCCGCCUCCCUGCAGGCCUCCCAUUGAGCCGAAACACCACAAAAGAGCAAAACCCCAAAACUGCAAAACUUUGUUUGCCUCCCUCUUCACCCGCCCAUCCAGGACCCCCAAGGGACCCACGCGGCCCUCCCGCUGGGGCCCCUGUGCCUGGCUCCUGCUUCUCUGGCUGUGGCACAGGCCUGCGGGCUAAGGCCCAGGGUGGGCGCGCAGCUCCUUGGAGUAUACAGGCUGCGUGCGCCUUACUGGGCAGCCCGGGACUGCCUCCCUGUGGCUCCCACUGGCUUACCCUCCCCUGUGCAGGUGAUGCAGCUGAUUCUGGUCUCAUCAGUCCUUUUCUUUCCCUGCCGCCCUUUAUUUAUCAAGCAUAAUACUACACGUUAACAGCAAAUAAGAACUUUGUAGAAUCCCACCAGGACUUUGCUAACAAUGAUGUUUGGAAAUGAGAAAAAAACGCUCUGAAAACUAUCAGCCACCAAAAUAGUUUUGUCAGCACUGUGUUCACACGCAUGGUCCCCAUACCCCCAGGUUGGGUUUUUGGGUUUUGUUUUUGUUUUUUGGGGGCUUUUCAUGUUACAUCCAUAUCUGUAUUUAUAUCUUUUUUGUUUCACUUUCAAGUGUAUCAUGGCAAAUGUACAGAUUUUUUUUUUGUUAAUAAUGUGCUAGGAUUUGCUAAAAAAGAAAACAACAACAAAAAAAAAAACCCUUUUGAGUUUGCCCUAGAAUAAAUGAAACUUAAUUCA
This is a messenger RNA of Nyctereutes procyonoides (raccoon dog), 7867 nucleotides long. It is a transcript of the gene CLASP1, whose product is annotated as cytoplasmic linker associated protein 1. The transcript has 38 exons. Gene Ontology annotation, molecular function: microtubule binding; kinetochore binding. Gene Ontology annotation, biological process: mitotic spindle assembly. The record is from RefSeq and is a predicted model, not a curated record. Bases 365 to 4801 code for a protein of 1478 amino acids. Lineage: Eukaryota; Metazoa; Chordata; Mammalia; Carnivora; Canidae. Gene Ontology annotation, cellular component: mitotic spindle; microtubule organizing center; spindle microtubule.